Messenger RNA from Linum trigynum, 4392 nucleotides. NCBI's taxonomy places the organism in Eukaryota, Viridiplantae, Streptophyta, Magnoliopsida, Malpighiales, Linaceae. The record is from the annotation of a GenBank genome assembly.
UUUAUUUCAUUAUCUUAAUUAUUAUAAUUUUUAUCGGCGACACCCCUCUUCAAUAAUCCUGGGUCCGCCACUGCGAGCAGGUCCGGCGAAGGAAUGACGACGGCAGAAUUGAUGCAGUCGGAAGCAAAGUCCGGCCGCCUUGGCCGCGCUUCAUCAUGUGCGACGGGGAGAGCAGAGUCAUUGAAAUGGAAUCAACGGCGAUUAAUUGACUUGCCCGCAGAAAUGCUCAGAGUCUUUCCUUCUACAUCCGGGCGGCAAAGAUGCAAUCCCCUGUUCUUUCUUUUGUCCUGAUUCCCAUCAAAAUGGUGAAAACUUACAGACUGGGGCGACGACUUGAGAGCUUAAAAACUGUAAUUAUCAGACAAGUCUUGAUUGAGUUUGGCUCAGUCAAUAUGAGGGCCCAGCCGGCGUACCAGUUGGGCAAUUUUGGAACACAAGAAAUCCCCAUCCCAUUGUGGUUUGGAAGUCGAAACAGAGCAUUUACAGGAUAGAAACAGAGCAUCUGACUGCAAAACACCAUUUGCGUAAGAACCUUGCAACCAUGUUGAGAGCAGGGCUUCAACUCACACUAUCUCUGUUCUUGCUGCUGCUUGCUACAGCAGAUAGCCGGGCCAAAGAGCACUGCAAACCUUCUUCCUGCGGUGAAAUCCCCAUCAUAAAGCACCCUUUCCGGCUCACAACCGAUCCCGAGAGCUGCGGGAUCCCCGAGUUAAGCCUGUCAUGCGAGAGCAAUAUAACUGUGCUGAAUCUGCGCAGCUUCGGCAGGUACUACGUGAAGGCGAUCGACUACGACAACUUGACAAUCCGGUUGGUGGAUGAUGGGGUGGUUGAGGGCAACUGCUCUUCCUUACCCACUCAUCCUAUGCUCCCAUUGAGGCUUUUCGACUCUUUUUAUUUUUAUCGGUUUUCUCGAGGCUUGGCUCUGAUCAACUGCGACAAGCCUGUUGUCCAUUCUACUACGACACCACCAUUAGUGAAUGUGGAAACAAGUCCUUGCAUCGAUUUCGGACCAAAUUCUUCUUCUUCGACGAGCUAUGCAGUUGUUGGUAGUGAUCUAGUGUUGUCAGAUUUGCCAGAGACGUGCAGAGUGGAGAUGACAGCUAUGUUGCCCAUUACCAGUAACUACGGUUAUUACAGCAGCAAGGUCACGUUUCAAGAAAUUCACCGCCAGCUUGAAUAUGGGUUCCAGCUUACAUGGUACCAUGAGCAAUAUUUCGGCGUCUUCUUGGGUGCAGUCAAUAUCCUUACGGGCGUUGUCUUAUAUCACCUGCUCCUGCUGGUACUUGGCACCCCUGUAGUUGUUGCACUUCUGGUGUAUAGAUGGCGGAGGAGGCAUCGGUCAGCAUAUCGCAGCAUCGAAGAGUUCCUCCGAAACCAAACCAACCUUGUGCCAAUAAGGUACUCUUACUAUCACAUCAAGAAAAUCACAGGUGGGUUCAAGGACAAGCUAGGCCAAGGCGGGUUUGGAUCCGUCUACAAAGCAAAGCUACGUGGUGGCGGUUUUGCCGCCGUCAAAAUGCUUGGGACCACCACCAACAACAACAACAACAACAACAACAAGCCAUCUGCAGCUGCUGCAAGGGGAGGGAAAGGGCAGGACUUUAUGAAUGAGGUUGCCACCAUCGGCAGGAUUCACCACGCCAAUGUGGUCCGCCUGAUCGGUUACUGCUCCGAAGGAUCAAAGCAAGCUCUGGUCUACGAGUUCAUGGCGAAUGGCUCUCUUGACAAGCACAUCUCUCAAUCUCACCACAAGGAUGGUGGUGGUGGUGGUGGUGGUGAUGAUGAUGAUCAAAGGAGUACCGUCACCUCUUGUUUGAGCUUCGAGCAACUGUACCGCAUCUCUCUGGGAGUGGCACGCGGGAUCGAGUAUCUGCACCGUGGGUGCGAGAUGCAGAUACUCCAUUUCGACAUCAAGCCACACAACAUCCUCCUGGACGAGAACUUCACCCCCAAGAUAUCCAAUUUCGGGCUGGCGAGGCUGAACCAAGCCGGUCGGGACAACGACAUCGCGACUCUGACUGCAGCAAGAGGGACCAUUGGGUACAUGGCACCAGAAUUGUUCUACAAGAACAUUGGAGGCGUCUCUAACAAAGCAGAUGUCUACAGCUUCGGGAUGCUGCUGUUGGAAAUGGCCGGGAAAAGAAGGAACUCGAAUAGCGCAGCGACGGAUCAAUCAACUGCUUACUUCCCCUCCUGGGUUCAUAACCAAGUCUCUACGCCAGGGACUCCUAUUGUAGUGGGAGAAGUCACGGAGGAGGAAGAGGACAUUGCCAAGAAAAUGGUGAUAGUAGGAUUGUGGUGCAUUCAGACCAGUCCUUCCAAUCGCCCUCCAAUGAACAAAGUGGUGGAGAUGCUUGAAGGCAACUUGGAUAGCCUGGAAUUGCCUCCGAAACCUGUUUUGUAUGCAAGAGAAGCUGUUAUAACGAACGAAGAAGGAUCUUCUUCUUCAUUCGUGUCAUCCGAGUAUACACAAUCAGUUAUCAUUAAUCAAUAAGUACUAAUGCUACCAAAAUAAUGGUACUGCAAUUCUUAAACAUGUUUCCUCAUGAGUUUUCACUAGUACUGGUCAUUAUGUGUUAGCUAUUUUCCAUCACGUUAUGUACUAAUUCCCUUUCCGGAUUUGUGUGUGUCUGUCCUUCCUGUUAAUCUCAAGAUCUUCUUUCUUUCUGUUCGCUUUAGCAGUUCAAAGGAGUUUCUAGGCUCUAGCUACUUAAAAGUCUGGAUUAUCAAAAUAAAAGCGACAAUCAAAACUAAAUGGAAAAGGAGGAAGAGGUAAUAUACAAUCAGUGCAAGCUUGUAGUUUAGAAGUUCGUCACUUUCACCCACACCAACUCAGAAAACGAGAUAUGCUGCCUAACCUUUUUAUCCAUUAAUAAUGUUUUUCUUUUUCCUGGUCAGAUUCCAUUAAGAAUUUCGAAAUCACAGACAAGUUCUGUGAUUAUUAUUAAAUAAAAAAGUUAGCUAAAGCACCUGACUUCCACUUCUAAAAAGUGGGAAGGACCCCAGAUUCCAGGGUGUCCACUCUCCUCCUCAGCUGUUUCACAUUCACAUGGUGGCCAUAAUUUGACUGUUCAAAGACUGUAUUUAGAGUAAAAUAUCCACAAAAAAAUGAUUGGGAAGGCUUACAGUGAACCUUGCUGGUGUGGUUACUGGACAAACGCAAGAUGGAUCCCAGAGACGAACAUGGCUGAUAUUGCCAUUAGAAUUAUAGCUUGUGACUCCAUCAGAAGAUGGGCAGACUUGUCUGCACCUGUGAUCAUCUCUUUCCCAGCUCAGCUAACGUAGCCUCUGAAAUUCCAGUACCAGGUUCUUCAACCUCAGCAUCACGAGACAAUAUCAAGUCCAACAAUGACAAUCCGCAUGAUGGUACAAUGCAUUAUGUGACUGACAGGUUCCUUGACAAUAGCGAGUCCAAAACCCUAUUGAUCAAAUCAACCCAAAGGAAACUCUCGUUUGAGAAAUGUGACACAUUACAUGACAAUACUUUAUUCCUCCUUUGGUUUUCUCGUCCCACUAACAGAGGGAGUGGGAAACACCAACAUUAUUAUCUUAUAUGUAAAAGCUAGCUACGCUUUAUUGGGGCAAACUUCCAACUACUGUUUCAUUAUUUGUCACCUACUGAAAAACGGCAUUUGGCUCUCUCUUCCAUCUCCCCACUAUGGCCUUCCUCAAUUGCUUGCCCAAAGCCGCCGUCUCGCCUACCCGAAUUCGGUCUCCAUCACCGCCAUGUACCUGCUGCCCAGCUCCGGUCCAAUCAAACUCUCCUUCCGUAUGCGAAACCCACACCACCUUGCCGCACAAUCCGCGAUUGCGGCCCCCCUGCUGUCCUCUCCUUCCUCCACACGUGAAUUGACUUUGCCUCUUUCACCGGGACCAUGCUUUUCUGGUCAGCACGCCAUUCCGUUUCUGCUAGACACGCUACCUCCUAUCAAUUGUAGGACUAUGACCUUGCCCCUCUCGAUUAGUGAAGCAGCGACCUCCUCCGAAUUGCUCCUCUCCAAUUCGUCUCCACCCCCUGGCUUCAUUUUUCUCUAUCCCACUUUACACGACCGCCGAUUAAGCUCGCUAUCACUUUCACUGUCCAAUAGUGUUGCCUUCUCUGAUUUCAGCCUUGGAUAGAAGGAAAUACCGUCGGGACGGAUUCAUAAAGUUCUCAGCUUUGACAGAUGAAUUGGUAAGUUCCCUCUGCUAUUGCUUCCUUCUAACUAACGAUUUUGCCUCCCGCUAAUUCUCUGCAUGGUUUUCGAUUUCUUUUCUUUGAAAUCCCCCAUUCUCUUUUGAAUCUCUGUAGUGGAAACCCUACUAUGGCAGACGGUGGUGGGCCGCAGCUGAUCAAUCCAAAGAAAAUUGGCUCCGCGUCAAUCUUUGUUGUAAGAAAAUUGCCUUUGUUUU